This is a messenger RNA of Vollenhovia emeryi, 2056 nucleotides long. Its product is annotated as sulfotransferase 4A1-like. The record is from RefSeq and is a predicted model, not a curated record. Gene Ontology annotation, molecular function: sulfotransferase activity. Gene Ontology annotation, cellular component: cytoplasm. The coding region runs from base 427 to 1410 and encodes 327 amino acids. The transcript is spliced from 7 exons. Lineage: Eukaryota; Metazoa; Arthropoda; Insecta; Hymenoptera; Formicidae. Gene Ontology annotation, biological process: sulfation.
AACGCUAUUAGUGCUAAAAGCACCAGUGUAUCUUGGUCACUCACUUAUAUGUCGAAUAAAGACAGAAGAAAGCGCUGAAAGCGCGCUCCCUGAGUGCACGUUUAAAUAAUUAUUUGUGUUUGAGUAUAGUAAUUCUUUGUAUUAAUUACUUUAUUAGUAUUAACCCUUAAACUACACCGGGAUCCAGGAGACCCCAACAAAAGUUUGCGUUUAAAUAUCUCCUAUGUAAAAUGUGAAGAAAAACUAACUAUCGUUAGUUGAAGUCUUCCUUUUUAAGACUACACAUUAGUUGUGGGUCCCAAGGUGCUAGUUGACUAUACAGUGACAGCCGUUCGAGUAUAUUAAUAAAAAAACUUGUACAUUGUGAUAACGGCCUUGAGGACGAACAAAAUUGCAUAUUAUAAUAAUUCUAACGAGAAGAAGGCUAUGUCUUUCAAGGAUCUGAAGGUAGAAUACAUCAAGGAUGAACUUGCGGCUGAAUUAUUAAAAUGGUAUCCGUCCUAUAAACGAGGUUUCAUUAAAAUCGGUCAGAAACAGUGGUUCUUGCCGUAUAAAUAUGUUGAGAAGGGUGGCAAUAUAUAUAAUUUCAAAAUUCGUCCAGAUGAUACAUGGCUUAUUUCUCAUCCUAGAUCAGGUACAACAAUGACGCAGGAACUUGUAUGGUUGAUCGCCAAUGACAUGAAUUUCGAAGAAGCACGUCGAAGAUAUUUAAGAGACAGAUUUCCCUUUAUAGAAUUGGCGACAGUAUUACAUGACCAUGCGAACAGAGACUUACCUGAUAAAGUUCAUACUGAGCAAUAUAAUCAGAACUAUAGUGUCGAAUUUGUGCAAAGUCAGUCUUCGCCGCGUUUCAUUAAGAGUCACUUGCCUCUUGAACUGUUGCCGAAUGUGGUAAACAGUACCUGCAAAAUUAUUUAUAUCGCAAGAAAUCCAAGAGACGUAGUAAACUCGUGGUAUACAUUUCAGAAAUCAAUUUGCUAUCAAGGAUCUCUCGCACAGUUCUGUGGUGAUUUCAUUAAUAAUCAGACAAUAUCUAGUCCCUAUUGGGAACAUGUAAAGGAAGCUUGGGCGAUGAGACACAGAGCAAAUAUGAUGUUUCUCUUCUAUGAAGAUCUGAUAAAGGACUUACCUAAAAACAUAAGAAAAAUUGCUGCAUUCUUCGGUAAAAAUUACAGCGAUCAGCAGAUGGCCAAGUUAGCGGAGCAUUUGAAAAUAGAGAAUUUCCGAAAAAAUCCAAUGGUGAAUCAGCCAUCUCCUAACGGUACCAUAAAAUCUGAGUUGUUCAUCCGUCAAGGAAAGAUCGGUGGUUGGAAAGAUAUGUUUACACCGGAGAUCGAAGAAAAAUUUAGCAAAUGGAUUGCUGACAAUUUAAAAGAUACGGACUUGACUUUUCCAAGUUUGUUACAAUGAAAGCAAUUGUAGCUGCAAUUUAUGAAUACUGUCUCCAAACAAUUAUAAAGCCCAUUUUUGUCUUUGCAGUUCGAAACACGUCCGCAUACAAAAUUCAUGUAAUUUACAUUAUGUUUUUUUUAUUAUGAAUUAAUUUUUGUAUUAUUCUAAGUAUGUCGACAUACAUGUAUUUGUGCGUCCUCUUAUAAUUUAAGUAUGGCACUUAUGUCACUGGUGUAGGUACUUAUGGCUAGGUAAGGUACUUAUGGCACUGGUUUCAUAUAUAUGUAAAUUAAGUAAUAUUAUGAACUUACGACAUACCGGAAUUAUAUCCUUAUACAUUUGGCCUUUAACGUUGUCAUAUAUCACGAUCCACAUAACGAAAAAGAAAUAUCUAUUGUUUCGUUAAAAUAAUAAAAAUAAAAAAGGUGCAAAUUAUUUGUCUUCUUCUAAGUAUAUUAUGACAUUUGUUUUACAUAUCUAAGUUAAGAAACAUAAUGAACUUACUUCCCACAGAAAUUAUAGCUUUAUUUGCGGAUCUAUUUGAUUAUUUAAACAAAUGAUGACUUAAUGAUUAUAAGUUUAUUAGUAUUUGUGUAGAAAAUUUAUAUUAUACCUGUAGAUAUGCAUGCAUAUAUGUCGCAAUAAAGUAAUAUAUUAUUAAGUA